Messenger RNA from Microbotryum saponariae, 982 nucleotides. The record is from the annotation of a GenBank genome assembly. NCBI's taxonomy places the organism in Eukaryota, Fungi, Basidiomycota, Microbotryomycetes, Microbotryales, Microbotryaceae.
AUGUCCAUCUCAAGGACAACUUCCGUGUCCGUUGCCCGCCUACUCGCCUCGAGGCCCACUUUAGCGCAUCCUACACCCCUUCUCCGUCACCUGUCGCGAGCCGCUUCGACGUCAUCCACCGCUUCCACCCCUUGUACGUCGAUUGAUACGCCCUCCCAGCAGCUUGAACAUCCCCCCAACAUUGAUCUUUCUCCCGCUUCUCCUUUUCAGCAGCUCAACAACUGACGUGGCCAAAGUACCUCGCGCUGCGUCGAUCGCAACGACUGUACGGCCUGCUCGCUUCGAUCCCGACCACCUUCGCUGGACUCACCCUUGGAGCGAGUUACUUUGCGACCAUCGAGGCUGAACCGACCGAUCUGAUCCUUGGCCUUGAGCCUGUGUAUGCGUGAGUUUUGAAGCGCGCACUUUGCAGAGAUGCCUGAGAAAAGUCAUUCAUGGCGAACGACCCGGGUCGGCGUUCGGUCUUCGGGCCACUGGUCUAUGCCUCGCCAACAUGCGUGGAAAAUAACCCUUGGAAACUAAUCCAUCUGCUGCUAUCCUAUCGACCGCAGAUACGGAAUCGCGACUAUGGCCUGCGUCGCCCUCGGCUGGCUCUCCGGACCUAUCGUCGGCACCGGUCUGUGGAGGCUGACCCACCGCAAGGUCCUACAAGCGAUGGAAGUCAAGGAGAAGGACUUUUACGCCCACAUCGCCAGGAAUCGCGUCGACCCGUCCCGACAAUCUGUUUCGAACCCCGUCCCGGAUGUGAGUUGAGAGUUUGCUUUUGGUCCUCAGCCGAGCCGAGAUAACUGCAUCUGCUGCAUCGAGCUCUAGCCUGUGGAGGACAGGAGUGGAACGUUGACCGAUCUACUUUUCCUUGGUCAUCAUACAGUACUAUGCAGAGAAGGUAUCAAGUCUGUCGGGCUACCGACAGUGGUUGAGGGAUCAGAACGUGUACCGACGAAAAGCGACGUUCGGCGAAGGCCAGGAUGGCAUGAUGUAA